AUGGCGACCGUGAAUCAUAUAAAGAUUUUUCAAUCACCUUUGAAAAAAAGAAAUGGUCCUUUAAAGAUGUAUUACAUCAAGACAAUUUGGAAGGUUGAUUCGUUGAAAGAUUUAUCGGGAUUAGAUGACAUGAUCAUUUGUGAAUUAAUCGUUACCGAUUGUGCCUCGUUUUGGACGCGAACUGCCACUUAUGCUGCAUUAUCUGGAUUGAAGUUGUUUGAAAAUCAAAAUAUAUCGUGUCGGAUCGAUAGAAUUGCUGAUGACGCCGAGCUUUCUUGGAAUUUGUUAAUGGAUCAACCUGAAAUCAUGCCAUUGCAAUUGACUCUCGGAACAGUCUCAUUGGAUCCGGUUUCGCAGAUCGAGACUUUAAAGAUGUGGCAAGAAUGGAUGGAUUAUUUCAUUGAAGAAAGGAAUCAAAUCAUGAUUAAUGAUCUUGCGCAAGAAAAAAUCGAAUUAAUGACUAGUGAUAAAACCGAUAAUCAAAAGAUGAUAGAUAAAGUUGAGCUUUCAAGCGAACCAUUAGAAUUGCAAUUUAGUGACCAUUCCGAAACAAACAAACAAAGGGUAACUCUUGAAAAGUCUCCAUUGCCAAGAUCUAAACUAUCUCCUACAAACAUUGUCCUUCCUUCCAAGAGACCUAGAUUAGAUAAAAUAAUCGAAUCAAAUGAAGGUGCAUCGACAAGUAAAGAACCAGGAAAUCAAGGAGAUCAAGGGGAAGAUAAGGAUAAAAAACCUCAAUUAGAAUCCGUUCUCACUAAAACUUUUCGCGGUCAAGUGAUUAAAUCUCGAAAGAUUAAUUUGAAUAGAGUCACCUUGGAUGAUAUUUUGACCAAUUCUGAACAAGUCACCAAGGAUCCUUCUAAAAAAAUCGACAAAACAGAUGAUUUAACCCGAAAAUAA
Molecule: messenger RNA, 900 nt
Organism: Funneliformis geosporum
Lineage: Eukaryota; Fungi; Glomeromycota; Glomeromycetes; Glomerales; Glomeraceae
Source: the annotation of a GenBank genome assembly